AUGCGUUCUAGUACAAAGACACAAGCUAGGUGGAUGUCGGAGAGAAGUGUAGUGGAUGUAAUUUCCUGUGACGUCACUAACUCAAGUGAAGCAUUUCAAUUUAAAUGUCGAGCAGCCUCCAGUGUCACGUUGCUCAAAUUGGCCACACGUUGGAGCGGUGCCAACGCGGAAAACAAUAUUAAAUUCGCAAAUCUUUCGGCGGCGAUUCCCCGGCGGGUGGUGCACGCUAUUCCGACUACCGCCUCCUUGGAGAUGAUUUUUCAUUCGCACCGCAACGUAUUUCACAGUGCGAAAUAUUUCCCUCAACAAACGAAUUCUUUCACUCCUCUCUCUCUCGGGGCGCAGGCUUUGCAAAUUACCCCUCAAAUGCAGAAAGACCCGCUGCUCGCAAUGUUUAUCUAA
This is a messenger RNA of Pieris macdunnoughi, 402 nucleotides long. Lineage: Eukaryota; Metazoa; Arthropoda; Insecta; Lepidoptera; Pieridae. The record is from the annotation of a GenBank genome assembly.